UUCUUGUUAUCCAAAAAACACCUCCACUCCACGUGUCCUUCUUCAAGCUCCUCUGAGCUUUUACUCUUUUCCUCUGUGAUUUUCUCGAGAAAGUUUGAUAGAGGAAAAAAGAAAAAACAAAAAAAAAGGAAGAUAGAGAACAUAGAGACAGUUGUGUCUCUCAUUCGAUAUUUUGCUCUCAAAUUUCCAAAUUUUAAGCUCUUUCUGUUUUUAUCCAGAAAUCUUGCGUCAAAAUUUUGAACUAGAAAUAUUGUAAUUCGCCGUGAAUAAUCCAUUUUCCUUCGCUUUUCCGAGCUCCCAAACUCUCAUGCCCACCAAAUUACGAAAAUGACCGUCCUACCCUCUCUCAUCAUCCCCUGCCCAUCACCUCUAACCGCCACACUCACCAAACAGAAUCCUAACCCUCUUCUCGUAUUCUUCCUCAACAGAACACCCGAGAAGUCCGCACACCGGAGAUUCCUUUCCGACAACCGGAAGUUCAUCUCCAGUGACCGGAGGAGUUUCGCAGCGAGAGCGAAGCCGAAGGAGCUCAUCUUUGGAAACCCAUCCGUGACGGUCGAGAAAGGGAAAUACAGCUAUGACGUCGAAACCCUAAUCAACAAGCUCAGCAGCCUCCCUCCCCGAGGUAGCAUAGCUCGGUGCCUUGACAUCUUCAAGAACAAGCUCUCCUUAAACGACUUCGCUUUGGUUUUUAAGGAGUUCGCUCAGCGCGGCGACUGGCAGCGAUCGCUUCGGCUAUUCAAGUAUAUGCAGCGCCAGAUAUGGUGCAAACCAAAUGAGCACAUAUACACUAUAAUGAUCAGCUUGCUUGGACGCGAAGGCUUGCUUGACAAGUGCGCCGAACUGUUCGACGAAAUGCCAAACCAAGGAGUAGUCCGCAGUGUCUUCUCCUACACGGCUCUGAUCAAUGCCUAUGGACGCAACGGUCAUUACGAAACCUCGCUUCAACUUCUUGAUAGAAUGAAAAAGGACAAGGUCUCUCCGAGUAUAUUAACGUAUAAUACAGUGAUUAAUGCUUGUGCUAGAGGGGGUUUGGAUUGGGAAGGUUUAUUAGGAUUGUUUGCAGAAAUGAGACACGAAGGGGUACAACCUGAUCUUGUUACUUACAAUACUUUGCUUAGUGCUUGUGCUAGUAGAGGUUUAGGUGAUGAGGCAGAGAUGGUGUUCAAGACUAUGGUUGAGGGUGGAAUAGUACCUGAUAUAACUACGUAUAGUUAUCUCGUUGAAACUUUUGGGAAAUUGGGUAAGCUUGGAAAAGUCUCGGAGCUGCUUAAGGAAAUGGAAGCUGGAGGGAAUUUGCCUGAUAUAACCUCGUAUAAUGUGUUGCUAGAGGCUUAUGCGCAAUCGGGGUCGAUUAGAGAGGCAGUGGAUGUGUUUAGGCAGAUGCAAGCUGCAGGGUGUUUGCCGAAUGCUACCACUUACAGUAUUUUGUUGAACUUGUAUGGGACGCAUGGGAGGUAUGAUGAUGUUCGUGAGCUUUUUCUUGAGAUGAAAGUUAGCAAUACAGAGCCGGAUGCAGCUACUUAUAAUAUUCUUAUUGAGGUGUUUGGUCAAGGUGGGUACUUUAAGGAGGUGGUGACAUUGUUUCAUGAUAUGGUGGAGGAAAAUGUAGAGCCAAAUAUGGGGACUUACGAGGGGCUGAUAGUUGCUUGUGGAAAGGGGGGCCUCCAUGAGGAUGCAAAAAACAUUUUACGACACAUGAAUGAGAAAGGAAUAGUGCCAAGCUCCAAGGCUUAUACAGGAGUCAUCGAAGCAUAUGGGCAAGCUGCAUUAUAUGAGGAAGCUCUUGUUGCCUUCAACACGAUGAAUGAAGUAGGGGCCAAGCCAUCUGUUGAAACCUACAAUUCACUGAUACAUGCAUUUGCACGAGGUGGACUUUUCAAGGAGACAGAAGCAAUCCUGUACAGAAUGGGUGAGUCUGGUGUUGCAAGGAAUAUUGAUUCAUUCAAUGGUAUAAUUGAAGCAUUCAGGCAAGGAGGUCGGUUUGAAGAAGCUGUGAAGGCAUAUGUUGAGAUUGGAAAAACAAGAUGUGAUCCUGAUGAGCGGACCCUUGAGGCAGUUUUAAGUGUUUACUGCUUUGCAGGUCUUGUUGACGAGUGUGAGGAGCAUUUCAAAGAGCUAAAAGCUUCGGGAAUAUUACCCAGUAUCAUGUGCUACUGCAUGAUGCUUGCUGUUUAUGCAAGGAGUGAUAGGUGGGAUGAUGCCCAUGAGUUGCUGAAUGAGAUGCUCAAUACUAGAGCGUCAAAUAUUCAUCAAGUGAUGGGGAAAAUGAUUAAGGGAGACUAUGACGAUGAAGCCAAUUGGCAAAUGGUAGAGUAUGUAUUUGACAAACUAAACUCUGAAGGAUGUGGUCUGGGAAUGAGAUUCUACAAUACACUUCUGGAUGCACUUUGGGGGUUGGGUCAGAAAGAACGGGCUGCAAGAGUGCUCAAUGAAGCUACAAAACGGGGGCUUUUUCCUGAACUUUUACGUACAAAUAAACUUGUGUGGUCUAUUGAUGUGCACAGGAUGUGGGAAGGUGGUGCAUAUACGGCACUUUCAGUUUGGUUAAACAAUAUGUUGAAGAUGUUCAUGAAUGGGGAAGAUCUUCCUCAUCUUGCAACUGUUGUUGUAGUACGGGGGAAGAUGGAGAAAAGCCCAAUCACACAAGACAUGCCUAUUGCAAAGGCUGCCUUUUCAUUUCUCCAGGACAAUGUUUCAUCAUCCUUUUCUUUCCCAGAGUGGAACAAGGGCCGAAUUGUCUGCCCUCAGUCUCAACUCAAACAGAUACUAUCAAGCAUGGAAUCUUCUGAUGGAUCCAAAAAGGAUAGAAUAAUUAUUUUGAGUAACUCCCCCUUCCCACUUCCUGGAACAACAUCCACCAGUGAUCUUAUGAGCAGCCAGCAUAAUAAUGUUGAUUCAGAUGCAGUUAUUGGAAGAAGAGCAGAGCUUCUGACAAGUACAGUUUAAACACAUAGUAGAUAGCAACAGAGGGCUUCAAAAGUUCGUUUUCGCUCAUUUCAGUUCAUGAGUGGCAAUUCCUUAAGGUUAAUUCCCUGAUGUAUUUCCUAAAAUUUUUACACUUUGGUGAAGAAUGAAGUUGAGGUUUUCACCAAAUUAGCUUCAAGCUUGCUUAGAUGUCAGAAUGGACUGAGAAGCAACGUUUUAUAUUCCGAUGACACCUGAUGAAAGGUCGGUUGAAAUAGUUCUUGCCAGAUAAAUAACAGGUAAAUUCUGGCCCCUUAAUUAGCAGUUAUAAGUCCAAUGAAAUGGACGGUAAUUUUGUAGAUGUAGAUCAUUCUUUUUGUAUGUUAAUAUACAUUAUAUUAUCACAUUUUGAUCUUUUCAGAAAA
Ziziphus jujuba (common jujube) is the source of this 3332-nucleotide messenger RNA. RefSeq names its product pentatricopeptide repeat-containing protein At1g74850, chloroplastic. Gene Ontology annotation, molecular function: protein binding. The transcript is spliced from 4 exons. Bases 328 to 2949 code for a protein of 873 amino acids. The record is from RefSeq and is a predicted model, not a curated record. Lineage: Eukaryota; Viridiplantae; Streptophyta; Magnoliopsida; Rosales; Rhamnaceae.